UCUUCCCUCCCUCCCUCUUUCCGUUUAUUGCCGUAAGUGGCUUCAUUGAGCACAAUUUCACUAGAAACUUUGAAACCCAAGUUCGGAUCUUUAAGUUCUGCUUCUAUCUUCCACUAUUUUCCAUUUGGGUGCUCUUCUUCUUCACCAGUUACAAAACCCAUUUCAAUAUACACAGAUUUAGUGGUACCAGACCACUGUGUUGAACUUAACAUUGACUGAGAGCAUUGGGGCCUGAAUGGCAAGGCAAAUGGACACAGAGUCGGCUUCUGUUUUACGGGGUUUUCGACCGAAUCUGUACAAGACAACUCUAUGCCUUGCUUAUCAGAGCCUUGGUAUUGUUUAUGGGGAUCUAAGCAUAUCCCCCAUAUAUGUCUACAAAAGCACUUUCUCAGGUGAUCUGCAUCUUUAUGAGGACGAUCAUGAGAUUCUUGGAGUACUUUCUAUCGUUUUCUGGACUUUGACUCUUAUCCCCCUUUGCAAGUACAUUAUAUUUGUGUUAGGAGCAGAUGACAAUGGUGAAGGUGGAACUUUUGCUUUGUAUUCAUCACUAUGCCGGCACUCAAGAAUGGGCCUUUUGAACACAGUUCAUCCUGCACAUGAACGUAUAUCUUCUUACUGUUCUGAAAUACCUACCAAGGAUACAAGAAUGAGCUUACUCAUAAAAGAAUUUUUUGAGAAGCAUAAGAGUUCUCGAAUAGUAUUGCUACUUGUAGUUUUCCUAGGAACUGGCAUGAUAAUUGGUGAUGGUAUCCUUACUCCAACAAUGUCUGUUCUUUCUGCAGUUUAUGGAAUCAGAAUUAAAGCUCCAGAUUUACAUGAGAAUUAUACUGUGUUCAUAGCUUGCAUCAUCUUGGUCGGGCUUUUUGCUCUUCAGCAUUAUGGGACACACAAAGUUGGGUUUCUUUUUGCUCCAAUCAUGUUAAUAUGGUUGCUAUGCAUUUCUGGGGUAGGCAUGUACAAUAUCUUCUGCUGGAACCCUGGUGUUAUAGGUGCUCUGUCUCCCUACUAUAUUUAUAACUUCUUCAGAAAAACUGGAAGAAUUGGGUGGAGUUCCCUUGGAGGCGUUGUUCUUUGUCUCACAGGUACAGAAGCAAUGUUUGCUGAUCUUGGGCAUUUUUCCAAACUCUCUAUCAGGAUUGCAUUUACAGGCCUUGUUUAUCCUUGCUUAGUCCUGGCAUACAUGGGAGAAGCUGCUUAUCUCUCCAAGAACAAAAUGGAUAUUAGUAGCAGUUUUUACAAGGCCAUCCCAGAGGUUAUGUUUUGGCCAGUACUUAUUAUCGCAACUCUUGCUUCUGUGGUGGGAAGUCAAGCAAUAAUUUCAGCUACCUUCUCAAUAGUCAGUCAGUGCAGGGCACUGAGGUGCUUCCCACGUGUGAAGAUCAAACAUACAUCAAAUCAGAUACAUGGGCAGAUAUACAUACCUGAGGUGAAUUGGAUGUUGAUGAUGUCAUGUCUUGCUGUCGUUAUUGGAUUCAGAGACACUCGUAUGAUAGGCAACGCAUAUGGGCUUGCUGGAGUGACAGUGAUGUUCAUCACAACCUGCUUGAUGUUUUUAAUUAUUAGCACAGUUUGGAAGAAAAAUGUUCUUCUGGCAGUCUUGUUUUUCGUAGUCUUUGGAUCUCUAGAACUACUCUAUAUUUCUGCCUGUCUUGGUAAAGUACAUCAUGGAGGCUGGCUUCCCCUUCUAUUUGCUCUUGUAAUUGUGUCUUUGAUGUCUAUCUGGAAUUACGGGACCAUGAAGAAAGAUGCAUUUGAGCUGGAAAACAAGGUAUCAUUGGAUAGGCUUCUAAGCCUUGGGCCAAGCCUAGGUAUAGCAAGGGUCCCUGGAAUCUGCCUACUUUACUCUAAUGUUGCCUUUGGUCUACCUCCAAUGUUUGCACAUUUUGUCACAAACUUCCCUGCAUUUCAUCAUACUCUCAUCUUUGUGACCCUUAAGUCUUUGAUGGUUCCAAAAGUUCCAGUUGUUGAGCGUUUUCAUGUAAACCGAAUUGGCCCACCAGAAUUGUCUAUUUUCCGGUGUAUUGUAAGGUAUGGAUACAAGGAAGUGAGAGAUUGCUACAACUUUGAAACCCAACUGAUUGAAAAGGUGGCAGAGUUUUUGAAACAGGAGAGUACUAUUGAAGACAUGACAGUUAGAGGGCAGUCACCAAACCAUAUAUCUGCUGCAGUGGGAAACGAGGUUUGUCGUGACAUUGCUGAGCAGCGGAGGAAGGAGGUUAGUGGGGGCAGUGGUGAGCAGUGGAGUAACACAGGGUUUCAAAGUUUGGGAUCCUGUCAGGAGAUGAAGAAACUCAUGGAGGCACGGGAAGCUGGUGGCGUGGCCUACAUGAUGGGCAAUCCUUAUAUUGUGGCAAGUGGGGUAUCACCAUUCCUGAAGAAGUUUGCCAUUAACAUUGUCUAUGGUUUUCUGAGACGGAACUGCAGGCGUCCAGCAAUUGCACUUGGAGUUCCACAUACCUCACUGCUUGAAGUGGGAAUGCUUUAUCAGGUGUAACUAUAGCAUGUAGUAAAUAAACUCAGAGGUAAGAAAGGAGGUUGACAGAGAAAAGUUAUUUUCUUUACCAAGCUUUUUAUUUGAUGAAAUAGAAAUGCAGUUGAUAUGGGGCAUUGACAGGAUGUUUAUGGUUAGCAAAUAUAGGGAAAAAUGUGCUUAGCUGUGUAUAUGGUGCAAGUUGUAAUCUGAUCAUAGGAAACUUAAAAUGAAGUGCUAACAGCCAACACUCUUAUGUACUUCACAAGAUAUAUAUAAUAAACAAGAAAAAAGUUUUGGCAAAAAACUCA
Molecule: messenger RNA, 2781 nt
Organism: Prunus dulcis (almond)
Lineage: Eukaryota; Viridiplantae; Streptophyta; Magnoliopsida; Rosales; Rosaceae
Product: probable potassium transporter 13
Exons: 10
Coding region: 236-2494 (752 amino acids)
Biological process (GO): potassium ion transmembrane transport
Cellular component (GO): membrane
Molecular function (GO): potassium ion transmembrane transporter activity
Source: RefSeq, a predicted model, not a curated record